This is a messenger RNA of Plenodomus lingam JN3, 1635 nucleotides long. RefSeq lists its product as uncharacterized. NCBI's taxonomy places the organism in Eukaryota, Fungi, Ascomycota, Dothideomycetes, Pleosporales, Leptosphaeriaceae. Gene Ontology annotation, molecular function: serine hydrolase activity. The record is from RefSeq and is a predicted model, not a curated record.
AUGUCGGCCACGUUGAAGCACACGGAGCUGGGCGAGAUACGGGGGAAUAGUGUAGAUGGUGUUGUACAGUUUCUCGGACUGCAGUAUGGCGCGUUGAAGAACCGUUUUGCAAGGGCCGAGAUGGUGGAGGGAUAUGGUCCGCAGACGAGGGAUGCGACGAAAUUCGGACCACCGCCUAUUUCUCCAAUCGGCGCAAUCAACAACGAGUUUGGCUAUAUCCAAAAGACGCUGCCGUUACCGGAUGUGCCGCCACAUUCCGAUCUGGAAGGCUUGAACCUGAAUGUCACUGUACCAUCGAAUGAGAAUGGGGAUAUUGAUCACAAGGCGAAUUUGCCCGUUUAUGUUUUUAUUCAUGGCGGAGGAUUCGCCGUGGGAUCAAGUUGGUACCCGCAUUACGAUCCAGCGCCGCUGAUCAGGUUGUCAAAGGAGAAGAAGAAGCCCAUGAUUGGAAUCACAAUCAAUUAUCGCCUAGGUGCUCCAGGGUUCCUGACCUCUGAAGAACUGCGCAAAGCGGGAUAUGAACCAAACAAUGGCCUACGCGACCAGCGUCUUGCACUAAAGUGGGUCAAGAAGUUCGUUGGGGGAUUUGGUGGAAAUCCGGAUGAGAUUACGACGGUUGGAGAGAGUGCUGGUGGAUUAUCCGUAACAAUGCACCUCUGCUCAAAGGAACCUCUGAUGAAGCGAUGUCUCAGCACCGGUGGAGCUGUGCUCCUCUUCCCUCCUAUACCACAGGAGGUGACAGAGUCAUCGUACAAACAAGUCGUCGAAGCACUAGAACUCGCAGACAAAUCACCAGAAGAGCGUAUAGAAGCCCUUCUAAAAUGCCCUGUAGACGAUCUCUGGCAGAAAGUCCCACCGGCUGCUCCCCUGAUCCCUUCCAUCGACGGAGACGUAGUCCCAGGCCUGCCCACGUUCAAAAAUGUCUCCUCCAAGCAAGACAGCCCCGAAUGGCCCAUGCCAGGCAGAAAAUGGUGCAAAGCCCUCAUGAUCGGCGAGUCAAAAUUAGACGCCAAUAUCAUCGCCUAUAUGGUACUUGACGCGCGCAAAGCAAACAUUGCCCAAGCCUUCACAGACUCCAUCACUAAAUCUCUCUCGUCCCAUCCCGAAGUCGCACAACAGCUCCUUUCUGCAUACAAAAUCACGCCCACCACCAGCGACGACGAAGCCGUGCUCACCAUUCUUCGCUUCGCUUCCGAAAUCGCCUUCUACGCCCCCGCCCGUGCCUUCGCACAGGGCUGGCCCAACACCCCCGAAAACAAAUUCUUCCUGUAUCACUUCAACGAGGGGAUUCCCUGGGAAGGUCGCUUCCAAGGAGAGCCAGGCCACAUUCUCGACGUCGCCUAUCUGUUUCAAAACUUCAACGACACCCUUGGAGAUGAGCAGCGCAAAGUUGCACGCGCCUACGCCGAGGACUUUAUCAAGUUUGUCAAUGGCGAGGAUCCGUGGCCGCCGGUCAAGGACGGUGGAUUUGCGGCGAGGGUGUAUGGGCCGAGUAGUGAGGGAAAUACGUGUAGGUGGACUGCAGAGGGGGACCCAAAGCAUGUCGGGAGAGAGGAGAGGAUUUUGCAGAUUGGUGAGGCCGUCGGGUUUGAUGCUGUCUUGACUGCUUUUCAGAAUUUCUUGCAGGGGAGAUGA